AUGUAUGGUAUCCUUCCAUUCCACUCCCAACUCUAUAGAAGGCAACCCACCAACAACAACUCUUCCUCAAUCCAAGAACUAGUUCAUAGUGGCCAUUAUAUUAAAGCCCUGCAAUUAUAUGCCAACCUUUGGAACCAUCAUGGCUUCAAGCCUGAUAACUCCACUUUCCCACACAUUCUCAAAGCUGCAUCUCAACUCAAUGACCCAACCACUGGACUAAUAGUCCAUAACCAUGCCAUUAGAACUGGGUUUGAUUCCACUCUCUUUGUUACCAACAGCCUUAUACUCUUCUAUGGCCGCUUUGGUCUACUUGAAUCAAUGCACUACCUGUUCGAUGAAAUGCCCCAAAGAAACAUCGUGUCGUGGACAGCAGUUGUAUGGGCAUCAACUCAACAUAAUCGAUUCGACCAAGCGAUUAAAACAUUCCAUGACAUGAGGAUUGUGGGAAUUAAACCCAAUUCCUUUACUAUGGCUACCAUCCUUCCAAGCUUCUCUUGUUCUGGAGGAUCAAUUCAGAUUCACAGUUUCUUGAUUAAGUGUGGCUUUGAGUCAGAUAUAUUUGUCUCAACUGCGUUGAUUGACACAUAUGCAAAAUGUGGGUUUGUCAAUUCUGCUCGUCGGGUCUUCGAUGAGAUGCCUAAUAAAAAUGUAGUUUCUUGGAAUUCUGUGAUCACAGGUUAUACCCAGAAUGGAAAUGCACAAAAAGCACUCAACCUUUUUGUGGAGAUGCAGAUUGCUAGGGACGUCCGACCAGAUUCAUUCACCAUCGUAACAGCCCUUUGUUCAUGUGCCAACUUAGCCUCACUCAGACAAGGGAAGGAGUUACAUGGUUAUGUAUAUAGAGCUUGUUUAGGAGAUAUAGUGAUUGUUGGUAAUGGACUCAUUCAUAUGUAUGGCAAGUGUGGAGCUUUAGAGCUUUCAGAGCUAGUCUUUGAUAAUAUGCAGGAGAAGGAUGUGAGCUCAUGGACAGCACUCAUUAAUUGCUAUGGACUAAACGGACAGGGUUCUAAAGCCAUUUCUGUCUUUGAAAAAAUGAAGCAAGCAACAUCUGUAACCCCCAAUCCGGUAACUUGGAUAGCAGUUCUCUCAGCUUGCAGUCAUUCCCAUCUCAUAGAAGAUGGGUUCAGGUAUUUCAAAGAAAUGUCUGCUGAUUUUGGCGUCAAACCCAACAUGAAGCACUAUGUUUGCAUGGUGGAUAUGCUGGGAAGGGCAGGACAUUUUCAAGAGGCCUUGAAGUUCAUCAAUGACAUGCCACUUCAGAAUAAUGCACAAAUAUGGGAAGCACUGCUUGGGGCUGCAACAGUUCAAGGGGACACAGCAGUUGCAGAGCUAGCCGCAAAGCAACUUAUUGAGUUAGGACCUGAAAAUGAUGAUCUUCAGGUACAGUUAGCAAACAUAUACGCAAAUGUUGGCCGGUGGAUUGACGUUGAAAGGAUAAGAAAAAGAGAGUUUACCAUGAACCCACUGAUUUCUGCCGUGUCCGUUAUUACUAUUGGAUUGGCCAUAGGGCUUGCUUCUAUUGGACCUGGAAUUGGUCAAGGUACUGCUGCAGGUCAAGCUGUAGAAGGUAUUGCGAGACAACCAGAGGCAGAGGGUAAAAUACGAGGACAAAGCAAGUUGAAAUCGGUUUCUGCUAUUCAAGCAAUUAUUGCAAAUGCAAGACAGAUUUCUCAAAAGCUUUUGGAUUCCCUCUCAUAG
Macadamia integrifolia is the source of this 1698-nucleotide messenger RNA. RefSeq names its product pentatricopeptide repeat-containing protein At3g12770-like. The record is from RefSeq and is a predicted model, not a curated record. The coding region runs from base 1 to 1698 and encodes 565 amino acids. The transcript is spliced from 3 exons. NCBI's taxonomy places the organism in Eukaryota, Viridiplantae, Streptophyta, Magnoliopsida, Proteales, Proteaceae. Gene Ontology annotation, molecular function: protein binding; RNA binding; proton transmembrane transporter activity. Gene Ontology annotation, cellular component: intracellular membrane-bounded organelle. Gene Ontology annotation, biological process: proton transmembrane transport; RNA modification; proton motive force-driven ATP synthesis.